Molecule: messenger RNA, 999 nt
Organism: Astyanax mexicanus (Mexican tetra)
Lineage: Eukaryota; Metazoa; Chordata; Actinopteri; Characiformes; Acestrorhamphidae
Gene: psmb4
Product: proteasome 20S subunit beta 4
Exons: 7
Coding region: 76-852 (258 amino acids)
Cellular component (GO): proteasome core complex
Source: RefSeq, a predicted model, not a curated record
GCUGAAUUUGGGACAGGGCCCGCUGGGUGAAAGCAGGCGUUUAGCAGGCUGAGGUCAUUUCCUGCACUGGUAAAGAUGGAGGCAAACGGUCUGAAGCUGAAUUUCUGGGAGAACGGACCGAAACCGGGUCAAUUUUACUCCUUUCCAGGAGCCAGUCACACCACAGACCCAGGAUAUGGACCCAUUAAACACACACUUAACCCCAUGGUGACGGGGACAUCGGUGCUGGGUGUGAAAUUUACUGGUGGUGUCAUCAUCGCUGCUGACAUGCUCGGCUCUUAUGGCUCUCUGGCUCGCUUCCGCAACAUCUCCCGUCUCAUGAAGGUCAAUGACAACACCAUCCUGGGUGCGUCAGGGGACUAUGCAGACUACCAGUACCUCAAACAGAUCAUUGAACAGAUGGUGAUUGAUGAGGAGCUUCUUGGAGAUGGCCACAGCUACAGUCCCAAAGCCAUCCACUCCUGGCUUACACGAGUCAUGUACAAUCGACGCAGCCGGAUGAACCCACUGUGGAAUACUGUUGUUAUUGGUGGAUUCUACAAUGGAGAAAGCUUCCUUGGCUAUGUUGACAAGCUAGGAGUUGCAUAUGAGGCCCCAACAGUAGCUACAGGAUUUGGUGCCUACUUGGCUCAGCCGUUGAUGAGAGAGGUGGUAGAGAACAAGGCUGAAAUAACCAAGGACGAGGCAAGAGCACUUAUAGAGCGAUGCCUCAGAGUACUGUACUACAGAGACGCCCGUUCCUACAACAGACACGAGAUCGCCAUUGUGACUGAGGAGGGUGUUGAGAUUCUUGGACCACUAUCAUCAGAAACAAACUGGGAAAUUGCCAAUUUGGUCAGUGGAUUUGAAUGAAAGCCCCUCCUGCUGAUUCCUUUUUGGCAAUGCAUCAGUGGACAUUUUCACCAUCAGAAAACUGCUUUUCAAGACUACACUUAGUUUAAUUCAUGAUGUUUUCCUGUUUGUUUCUUUUGUUAUACAGAAAUAAAACCCUUAAAAAUG